AUGAGCUGCGGCGAACAAAAACAGCCCAGUGCGGGGGAAGUGAGGCCCAGCCUCAGCUCCACUCCUGUGAUGGGGAGACACGUCACUUUGCAUCAGCUCCAGCCCUCCAAACCACAUCAUCUGCAAGUGAGAAGAACAAGACCGCUCCACGGGGAGAGGACAGCAGAGGAGAACAAGGCCAGUAGGAAUGAAAGAGAGAAGAAGAGGGGGAUGACGAGAAGAGAAGAGAAGAGAAGAGAAGAGAAGAGAAGAGCUGAAGCUUUAGGUGAAGUCGAUGCUAAUCAGUCGAAUUGA
Molecule: messenger RNA, 294 nt
Organism: Xyrichtys novacula (pearly razorfish)
Lineage: Eukaryota; Metazoa; Chordata; Actinopteri; Labriformes; Labridae
Source: the annotation of a GenBank genome assembly